Messenger RNA from Mandrillus leucophaeus (drill), 651 nucleotides. RefSeq names its product family with sequence similarity 218, member A (gene FAM218A). The transcript has a single exon. The record is from RefSeq and is a predicted model, not a curated record. Lineage: Eukaryota; Metazoa; Chordata; Mammalia; Primates; Cercopithecidae.
AUGGAAGGAUGCGUAGUGCGGCGUGGCAGCUGCCCUCUUCUCCCCGGACCCAGCGCCUGGAGAGGCAGCCCUGCAGGGUGGGCUGGGCGAACUAAACUGCGUUCCUGGUGCAGGGCUUCGGGUCUCCCUAACAUACCUUAAAUGUUGAACAACCGCCGCCUUGGCAGUGUCUCUUUGCUCAGAGAUCCUGAGACGACCACACUCGUCCAACAGCAGUCGCUCCACCAAGCCUGGGGAAAGCGAAUCGUUUUCUCCGCGUGCCCUGUCAGUCACUCAUGCUGCCCAGAGAGGAAUUUUAGUGGCAACAUUCUGGCUGUCACGGCACUGAAAUUGCCAGGCCACUCCAAGUCAGAAGGACCACCAGGAAAAGUCAGGAAGAGAAUCACCAUCAGGUUCCAGCCUCUUUUUGUGACAAGGACUAGAUGGUUUGUUUGGUCUGCAGUGGGCUGUCUUCCCGCUGGACUCACCUCUCCUGUAGAGCAGGCUGCCUCAAGGAAGAAGCUCACAGGGGACAUCUGACCUCCGAAACAGCAAGUGUGAAAUGCUUUAAAUAAGCCAAAACUAAACCAAUAGUUAUGUUAACUAAAAAUACAUUAAUGCUACCGAAGACAGUCGAAUAUUAGAGGAAGAAAGUAAACUCUGACUUUGAGC